AUGGUUGGUUUAUCACAAUUGCUUAAUGCUGGGUUUAUUUUAGGUGGGCAAUCUGUUUUCCAAAAUGUGGCUGCUCCACAUCAAGCGUCAAUAGAACAAUAUAAUAUCGUCAAGUAUCUUGGUGGCAGUGGUCCGUAUAUUCAAAAUUCAGGGUAUGGGAUUUCCACAGAAAUACCUGAAAAAUGCACGAUUGAACAAGUUCAAAUGAUUAGUAGACACGGUGAAAGAUUUCCUAGUAAAGGAGAUGGGAAAUACUUUAGUUCAGUGAUGGAAGUUUUUGAAAAAUAUAAUGGUAAAUUUCGUGGUGAUUUAUCCUUUUUAAAUAAUUAUCAAUAUUUUGUUACCAAUCCAGAUUAUUAUGAAAAGGAAACUACUCCUCAAAACUCAAAGGGUCCAUAUUCUGGAACUACAAAUUUAUUACGCCAUGGGGCAUAUUUUAGAAAAAGGUAUCAAUCACUCUUUGACCAAAAAGAAAGGCUUGUUGUGUUUACUAGUAAUUCUGGGAGGUGUUAUCAAAGUGGUGAGUAUUUUGCUCGAGGGUUUUUAGGAGAUGAUUACUCAAAUGACAACGUUGAAUUUGUUGUUGUUGAUGAAGAUAAAAAAAUGGGUGGUAAUUCGUUGACUCCAAGAUACGCUUGUAAAACUUUAAAUCAAGAUCUACACAAAGAUUUGAUAAGCCAGUAUGAUAAAACCUAUUUAGACGAUAUAUUGUCGAGAUGGUUGGUAGACAAUCCUGGAUUAGAAAUAAGUACAGAUCAAGUUUCGUCAUUAUUUCUUUGGUGUGCGUUUGAGAUUAAUGUUCGAGGGUAUUCUCCAUUCUGUGAUCUAUUUACAAAAGAUGAGUUUAUAAGAAGUGGAUACCGGAACGAUAUUGUCAAUUACUAUGAAACUGGUCCAGGUAAUAAUAUGACAAAAGUAAUUGGUUCACCCAUGGUGGAUGCAUCAUUGAAAAUGCUUCAAGAAAAUUCAAAGAUUUGGUUGACAUUUACCCAUGAUACUGAUAUUGAAAUGUAUUUGACAUCUUUAGGGUUGAUUGCUCCACUGGAAGAUUUACCCGUUGAUCGAGUUCAAUUCCCCAAUCCAUAUAAUGCAGCAGAAUUUUUCCCUCAAGGUGCUAGAAUUUAUACUGAAAAAUUGAAAUGUGGUGAUAAACAAUAUGUUAGAUUUGUUGUGAAUGAUGCAGUUUACCCGUAUCCUGGUUGUAGUAGUGGUCCAGGAUUUACCUGUGAGUUGAAUGAUUUUUUCAAGUUAAUCAGAAGUCGUUUACAUGAUGUUAACUAUAAAGUACAAUGUGAAGUAGAUGGACCAGCAGAGUUGACAUUUUAUUGGGAUUAUAAAGAUAAAAAGUAUAAUGCACCAUUGAUAGAUCAAUAA
Messenger RNA from Candida dubliniensis CD36, 1374 nucleotides. RefSeq names its product Pho114p (gene PHO114). Gene Ontology annotation, molecular function: acid phosphatase activity. Gene Ontology annotation, cellular component: fungal-type cell wall. The coding region runs from base 1 to 1374 and encodes 457 amino acids. The transcript has a single exon. The record is from RefSeq and is a predicted model, not a curated record. NCBI's taxonomy places the organism in Eukaryota, Fungi, Ascomycota, Pichiomycetes, Serinales, Debaryomycetaceae.